AUGCGUUUGCAGCUAUAUAGAAGAAACGCAAGUGCGCCGGAGAGCAUUUCUGGGCUGGCUGUAAAUACGAAAUACAUUGCCACUGUAAGAAGCAGCGGAAUGGUCGAAAUAUUCAGCAAUCCAAGUUUAUUCAAAAUUGUAGCCAUUGACGUGGGGAUGAAAGACGUCCAGUCUGCGGAGUUUAACGGUGAUUUGCUGAUUAUUACUUCCCUGUCUGAGGGAGUACUCUAUCUGGACACCAACACAUUUGGCAUCAGAAAGUGCAAGAGAGAGGGUGCCUGGAGAGUGUGCUGCGAGAACGGAAGCCAGCUGGUGAUAUACAGCUUGGUGGAGGGCGGCUCGGAAGUCUACGUGGACGAUGUUUUUGUGUAUAGAAGUGCGGGGUACAUAGUAUCUGCAUGUUUUGGCCGAGAGAAGGGAGAGUACUUAUUCGGCACAAAAACCAGCCGGUUUGUGAGGGUGAAGGGCGGAAAGGCCUGCCUUGACAUGCAGCUGAACAACAAGUCCAAGACAGCCGCAAUAACGGGCAUUGCGCAUGUGGUUGGCGGAGAGUAUGCGAUGUGCACGCUGGAGGGAGACCUGUACAUCGUGGACGUGGACGAGGCUGCGGUCAAGCAGGUGAUAGAGGUCAGAGGCAGCGCUUUGAAUGGCGUGUGCACGAUUGGAGAGCGAGUUUUCAUGUCCGGCGCCGACUCUAGGGUUGUGUGCUACUCCAAGACUGCGCGGUACUACACAAAGGAGUCGCAGAAUGACAUGGGCGUUUCCGACUGUCUUUUCAUAAAGGAGUGCAAUGGAAACAUAAUAACAGCUACUGACGACGGGUGUGUGACCGUGGGAAAUAUUCCGAAGGUGGAGAGGACUUUCAUCCUGAAGAUGUACCAGGACAGGCCGUGUGCGUACGGGAACUCAAAGAUGUACGCGGCAGAGGGCCAGGAAAUGCUUAUUUACGAUGUUGCAGAGGAAAGCGACAAGACCACGCUCAUUUUCAAACACAUAACAAAAAGCCCUAUUCUGGAGGUGGCAGCAGUUGACUUUGGAGCCGUGGUCAGAACAAGGGAGGGGCUUAGAGUGUACAGGUACGACUGGAGCAAGAACGCAGUCUCUGUAGAAAGACAGAUAAAGGGCUUUGUUUUGCGCUUCUCUGUUAUAGGCGGAAACAUCUGGUACGUUUAUGAAAAGAAAAAGUGCCUGAUUCUUUCCGUUGUUUCGGCUGAAAAGGAGAAAGCAGAGGCCUCCCAGAAAACGUGGACUCUUAGCAAAAUAGGAGUGGACUUUAUCCCGUCCAGCAUAUCACAGGGAAGCGGGGAGGAAAUAAUCAUCUCCGGCCAGAGCGUGGUCUUGCUCAACCCAGAGAGCGGAGAUUUCCGAAAGAUAGAGAGCCCGGGCACCCUGUACUUUUUGGCUGCAUGCCGGGCAGGCAAGGUGCACUGUGUUGGGUACAAAACAGACUCUGAGAUACGCAAGUCUCUGGUUAUGGUGACCCACUCGCUUGACGGGGGCAUUUUGGAAAGCAGAGACAUUUCGUCGAAGCUCCCGAUUGUUGGAGUGUACACCACCGAAAAGGCUAUUUUGCUCGCAUCUCAGGGCCUAAUAAAGAUGCUUUCCGACGAGGAAGAGAAGAAGAUUUACGUCCAUUCAGUGGUUGAUGGCAUGUGCGUGUCUGAGAGCAGAGUUGUAGCCAUACAGAGGCCGUGGGAGUUUACAAAGCAGAAACUUCCACUGCAAGUAUUUAAGGAAAAAUAUGGAAGGCGAUAG
Messenger RNA from Nematocida major, 1755 nucleotides. RefSeq lists its product as uncharacterized. Lineage: Eukaryota; Fungi; Microsporidia. Gene Ontology annotation, molecular function: protein binding. The record is from RefSeq and is a predicted model, not a curated record. The transcript has a single exon. The coding region runs from base 1 to 1755 and encodes 584 amino acids.